Molecule: messenger RNA, 1537 nt
Organism: Salvia miltiorrhiza (redroot sage)
Lineage: Eukaryota; Viridiplantae; Streptophyta; Magnoliopsida; Lamiales; Lamiaceae
Product: UDP-glycosyltransferase 83A1-like
Exons: 2
Coding region: 26-1372 (448 amino acids)
Molecular function (GO): UDP-glycosyltransferase activity
Source: RefSeq, a predicted model, not a curated record
CAAAGAUAUAGCAAGAAAAAGGAGAAUGGGGAGAGCUCACGUGGUGGCGAUUCCGUAUCCAGCGCAAGGGCACGUGAUUCCGAUGAUGGAGCUCGCGCAGUGCCUAGCGAAGAACGGCGUGAGAGUGACGUUCGUGAACACGGAGUCGAACCACCGGCGGGUGGUGGAGGCGCUGCCGAUGCAGAUGGAAGAGCUGCUGGAUUUGGUUUCGGUGCCGGACGGUCUGGAUUGCUGGGAAGAUCGCAUGGAUUUCGCCAAGUCGGUGGAGGCGCUGGGCAGGGUGCUGCCGCCGGAGCUGCAGGCGCUCAUCCAAUCCAUAAACGCCACGCAGACCGACGCCGUCACCUGCAUCGUCACUGACGUUUUCAUGGCCGGGAUCACGCAGGCCUACGAGAGCUUCCGACUGAUCAAGCGAGCAGCGUUCCUCCCCGCGGCAGCCGCGCUGCUCGCCUUAACCACCAGCGCCGACAAACUCGUCGACGAUGGAAUCAUUGACACCAACGGAACUCCGCUGCAGAGCGAGCCAAUCCGGCUGUCUCCCUCCAUGCCGGCUGUGAACCCAAACCACUUCGCCUGGCUAUGCCUCCCCGACUUAGCCUCUCGCAAACUCAUCUUCCAAUCCGUAGUCGACAACAACAAAUCAGCGAAGCUCGCCGACUUCCUAAUCUGCAACUCCUCCUCCGCGCUGGAGCCCGCCGCCCUCGGCUUCCUCGGCAACUGCCGCCCCAUCGGCCCCCUCCUCGGCAGGCAGGCGGGCCACUUCUGGCCCGAAAACCCCACCUGCCUAUCCUGGCUCGACCGGCAGCCGCCCAGCUCCGUCGUCUACGUAGCCUUCGGCAGCUUCACGCUCCUGGACCCGGUCCAGUUCCGGGAGCUGGCCCUCGGCCUCGAGCUCACCGGCAUGCCCUUCCUCUGGGUGGUGAGGCAGGACGUAGGCGAGGCCGAGGGCCCCUACCCGGACGGGUUCGAGGAGCGGGUCCGGGGGCGGGGGAAGACGGUGGGGUGGGCCCCGCAGCAGCGGGUGCUGGCCCACCCGGCCGUGGCCUGCUUCGUGACGCACUGUGGAUGGAACUCGACCGUGGAGAGCAUCAGCAGCGGCGUGCCCGUGCUGUGCUGGCCUUACUUCGCGGACCAGUUCCUCAACGAGACGUACGUCGUUGACGAGUGGGGGGUGGGGGUGAGGCUGGAGAGGGACGGCGGCGGAGUGAUUGGGAGGGAGGAGAUAAGGAGGAAGGUGGAGGUGGUUUUGGGAGAUGGAGGCUAUAAGAAACGGAUGGUGGAGCUUCAAGGCAAGACGUUGGCUACUAGUGCUGAAGGUGGCUCCUCUCAUGCUAAUUUAUGUGAUUUCAUAGAUUGGAUUAAGGAAGAGUAGAUAUAGAUAGUAGUGUAUGGUAUCUCCAUCUUUGGAUGAUGAGAGCAUAGAAUUUUAGUUAUUGUGUUUUCAUUAAUUCAUCUGUAAAUUAGUGCACAUGCGUGGUUGGCACUCUAUUGGACACGACCGAAAUUCUGCAGUUUUUGGUUUCCUAUCGUCUCCACG